This is a messenger RNA of Cynara cardunculus var. scolymus (artichoke), 933 nucleotides long. Its product is annotated as proteoglycan 4-like. Bases 1 to 933 code for a protein of 310 amino acids. The transcript has 5 exons. The record is from RefSeq and is a predicted model, not a curated record. NCBI's taxonomy places the organism in Eukaryota, Viridiplantae, Streptophyta, Magnoliopsida, Asterales, Asteraceae.
AUGACCAACCAUCCAUGGGUCGACGCCGCCGACGGCGAUAACAAUUUGGUCAUCGACGUUCUCCGUAAACUCUAUGAAGACUCACCGCCACCGCCGCCACCCCCACCACCACCACCACCACCGCAACCACAGCAGGACGCAGCGGUGACUAUUCCCCUAAAUUGGAGCGUCCGUCAACGUCGAUCCAGACCACGGAUCGCAAAUCGUUCCACCGCGGGUUCCAAAUCGGAAAUCGCCGGUUCCAGCUCUUCCAAUCCGUCAGCAAGUAGUAGCGUUACUGGUGCUACUUCCGCCACCGGCAAUCUGAUCGUCGGUGGUGUUGAUGAGACCGGCGGAGGAACGGCUAUUUCAACAACGAUAAGCGGAAAAACUACUCCCACCAAGAGGCCAAGGAAGAGGAAGAAGAAACCAAUUCCGGAGGUGGCUGAAUCUCCCGGAUCGGAGGUGGUUGAACCCGAGGGACAGGUGGUGGCUGAACCCGAGGGACAGGAGGUGGCUGAAACCCAGAUGAAACCAAUUCCGGAGGUGGCUGAACCCGACGGAGAGGAGGUGGAUGAACCCGAGGGACAGGUGGUGGCUGAACCCGAAGGAACAGAGAAGAAACCAAUUCCGGAGGUGGCUGAACCCCAGGUACCGGAGGUGGUUGAAUUUCAGGGACCGGAGGUGGCUGAACCCAAGGGACAGGAUGUGGUUGAACCCGAGGGACAGGUGGUGGCUGAAACCGUGGGACUGGAGGUGGUUGUGUCGCAAGGAGCGGAGGUGGUGGCAACUGGUGAAAUCCAGGGACCGGAGAUGGUGGAAGCUGGUGGAACUCAGGAAAGUAUAGCAGCUGAUGAACCCCAGGAGAAAAUUUAUAAUGAACAUGAUGAGGAAGAGGAAAGGUAUCUCCUCCCCGAUCUGAACAUCCCACUUGUGGAUGAUACAUUCCCUUAA